AAUUGAUGUGCACUUUGUAAAAAAAUGUGUGUAAUUAUUUACAAAUGUUUUUUUUUUUAAGUGUAUUUAUUUAUUUUUUUUAUCAUUGCACCUGAAAGCUUCCCACGGCCCUGUUCGAGUCCGCUCACAGACUGGUACCAACCUGGUGGUUGGUGACCCCUGCUCUAUAUAAAAGUGACAUUCUUCUGUUUUUAAGGACCAACUGCAAAAAUGUUGCUCAAAGAUCCUCUACGUGACAGGAGUGGUCUGCUGUUUUUAGGAACCUACUGCAAAAGAAAACCCCAUAGUCAAAGAUCCUCUAUGUAAAAGGAUGCUUGAAUUUGCUUGAAUUUGACCUUGGAGGAAGUGCACGGCAUUCUGAAGCACAAUUGUGUAUUUACUGGGAAUAGAUCCUCCCAGGAUUCCUUGUGAUGUCACAUGGGACACUUUUUAGAGCGCCGUCCGUCCUCCGUCACCUCCAGACGCUCCUUCUUUAAAUGUCUGAUGGUUCCAUCAUAAGCGAAGGAUCUUCAUUUCCCAGCUGCUCCCUUGCCCCUCCUCCUCUUUCUCAUCCUCCUCCCCGCUCCCUCCCUCAACCUCCUUUCCACUGCCGUUUCCCCGUCCUCGAUCACACGUCCCAUGGAGUCAUGGAGGAUGGCUCAGGUGCUCAUUUUGGGGCUGUGCAUGGGACAAGACCAGUUCUCCCCUCCUCUUGAGCCCCUUCAUGGAUCUCUGGAGCUCCACUAGGAUGUUUUUACGCCUCUUCCCUGCAACGCCGCUCGUGGAUGCUAUUUGGGAAUCAUUCUAAAGCGGGAACAUCCUGCCUCACCCCCCCCUCCCCAUCUUUGCAUCCAGGAAGAGCAUUUUGAGCAGGAGCAUCCCUCCAUUCCAGCCCCCACCUGUGAGGGGCAGCCUGGGACUUAAAGGAAAGCAAGUUGGAGAGGGGGAGGGAGGGGGGGGGGGCAAAGAGCUAAUCAGCAGGAGACCGUCUCUCCCACCUGUGAGGAUUAACCCGGCAGCAUGGCGCACGCCGCCUCGCAGCUGAAGAAGAAGGCGGACGAGAACCUGGUGGCCGCCGAGGAGGAGCGGGAGAAGGAGAGGAAAAGGGCCAGGAAGCGUCCUCGUGAUGUCAAGAAAAAGACUGACGUCAACGCCUGCUACCUGCGAGCAGCUCGCGCCGGCAACUUGGAGAAGGCGCUGGACUACCUGAAGAAUGGCGUGGACAUCAACAUUUGCAAUCAGAACGGCCUGAACGCGCUGCACCUCGCCUCCAAGGAGGGUCACGUGGAAGUGGUGGCCGAGCUCCUCCAGCAGGGCGCCAAUGUGGACGCCGCCACCAAGAAAGGUAACACCGCCCUGCACAUAGCGUCUCUGGCCGGCCAGACGGAAGUGGUGAAGGAGCUCGUCACUCACGGAGCCAACAUCAACGCGCAGUCGCAGAAUGGCUUCACGCCGUUGUACAUGGCGGCGCAGGAGAAUCACCUGGAUGUGGUGCAGUUCUUGCUGGACCACGGCGCCAGUCAGAGCAUCGCCACUGAGGACGGCUUCACCCCCCUGGCGGUGGCGCUGCAGCAAGGCCACGACCAGGUGGUGUCGCUCCUCCUGGAGAACGACACCAAGGGCAAGGUGCGCCUCCCUGCGCUGCACAUCGCCGCCAGGAAAGACGACACCAAGGCCGCCGCCCUCCUGCUGCAGAGCGACCACAACGCCGACGUGGAGUCCAAGAGCGGCUUCACGCCUCUCCACAUCGCCGCUCACUACGGCAACAUCAACGUAGCAACGCUGCUGCUCAACAGAGGCGCCGCCGUGGAUUUCAAGGCACGGAACGACAUCACGCCGCUACAUGUGGCCUCCAAGCGUGGGAACGGCAACAUGGUGCGGCUUCUACUGGAGCGAGGAGCCAAGAUAGACGCGCGGACCAAGGACGGUUUGACGCCGCUCCACUGCGGAGCCAGGAGCGGCCACGAGCAGGUGGUGGAGAUGUUGCUCAACAGGGGCGCCCCCAUCCUCUCCAAGACCAAGAACGGCCUGUCGCCGCUCCACAUGGCCACGCAGGGCGACCACCUUAACUGCGUCCAGCUGCUGCUGCACCACGACGCGCCUGUGGAUGACGUGACCAACGACUACUUGACGGCGCUGCACGUUGCCGCCCACUGCGGGCACUACAAGGUGGCCAAGGUCAUCGUGGAUAAAAAGGCCAACCCCAAUGCCAAGGCCUUGAAUGGUUUCACACCGCUGCACAUCGCCUGCAAGAAGAACCGGGUCAAGGUGAUGGAGCUCCUCCUGAAGCAUGGCGCCUCUAUCCAGGCCGUCACCGAGUCCGGCCUGACUCCUAUCCACGUCGCGGCGUUCAUGGGACAUGAAAACAUCGUCCACCAGCUCAUCAACCACGGAGCUUCGCCCAAUACCAGCAAUGUGAGAGGCGAGACUGCUCUCCACAUGGCUGCAAGGGCAGGACAAUCCAAUGUGGUCCGAUAUUUGGUCCAGAAUGGUGCACGAGUUGACGCCAAGGCCAAGGACGACCAGACGCCGCUGCACAUCUCCAGCCGUCUGGGCAAGCAAGACAUCGUCCAGCAGCUGCUGACAAACGGAGCGUCUCCCGACACGACCACCAGCUCGGGGUACACGCCUCUACACCUAGCGGCCCGGGAGGGACACCGAGAGGUGGCGGCAGCGCUACUGGACCACGGAGCCAGUCUGGGCAUCACCACCAAGAAGGGCUUCACUCCUCUUCAUGUGGCGGCCAAGUACGGCAAGAUGGAGGUGGCCAACCUUCUCCUGCAGAAGAAUGCCGAGCCUGACGCAGCUGGGAAGAGUGGACUAACUCCACUGCAUGUGGCCGCGCACUAUGAUAACCAGAAGGUGGCGCUGCUGUUGCUCAAGCAGGGAGCGUCGCCGCAUGCUGCUGCCAAGAACGGCUACACGCCGCUCCACAUCGCCUCCAAGAAGAACCAGAUGGAGAUCGCCACCACGCUGCUGGAGUACGGCGCCUCCACCAACAGUGUUACACGCCAGGGCAUCACGCCGCUGCACCUGGCCGCCCAGGAAGGCCACGUGGAUGUGGUGACGCUGCUGCUGGCCCGAGAUGCUCCGGUCAACACGGGCAACAAGUAUGGCUUAACGCCUCUCCACCUGGCUGCCCAGGAGGAUAAAGUCAACGUGGCUGAAGUUCUGGUCAACCACGGAGCCACCAUAGAUCCUGAGACCAAGUUGGGCUACACCCCACUCCACGUGGCCUGCCACUAUGGCAACGUGAAGAUGGUCAACUUCCUGCUGAAAAACCAGGCCAAGGUCAACGCUAAGACCAAGAACGGCUACACGCCUCUUCAUCAGGCCGCACAGCAGGGACACACACACAUCAUCAACCUGCUGCUGCAUCACGGGGCCGCGCCCAACGAACUCACCACGAACGGGAACAGCGCUCUGUCCAUCGCAAGGAGACUGGGCUACAUCUCCGUGGUAGAUACGCUGAAGGUGGUCACAGAGGAGACACUGACCACUCAGACGGUGACGGAGAAACACAAGAUGAACGUUCCGGAGACCAUGAACGAGGUGCUGGACAUGUCGGACGAUGAUGUCUGUAAGGCCAAUGUUCCCGAAAAGAUCACAGAGGACUAUUUGUCUGAUGUUGAUGAAGAGAUGGAUUGUGGCAAUGUCUGCAUCAGCUACUCGUGUGACGACGCAAUGACAGGGGACACGGACAAGUACCUGGCCCCCCAGGACCUGCGGGAGCUGGGCGACGACUCACUGCCCCAGGAGGGCUACAUGGGCUUCAGCGUGGGCGCUCGCUCGCAGAGCCUGCGUUCCUUCAGUUCUGAUAGGUCCAACACGCUCAACCGCAGCUCCUUCACGCGGGACAGCAUGAUGAUCGAGGAGAUGCUGGCGCCGAGCAAGGAAAUGAUGCUCUGUAAGGAAAAGUCUUUCACUGUAGAACACCACAACAAGCAUUUGGCGGUGGCCAAAGACUCUGACAACGACUCCUUGAGGAGAUACAGCUGGACGCCAGACGCCAUGGACAACAUCAACCUCGUCUCUUCGCCGGUGCACUCCGGUUUUUCCUCUCCGCUCCCGCAGUACGACAGCAGGUUCCUGGUCAGCUUCAUGGUAGAUGCCAGGGGCGGCUCAAUGAGAGGAAGUCGCCACAACGGCAUGCGCAUCAUCAUUCCACCCAGGAAGUGCACGGCACCCACGCGGAUCACCUGCCGCCUGGUCAAGAGGCACAAGCUGGCGUCGCCGCCCCCCAUGGUGGAGGGGGAGGGUCUGGCCAGCAGGCUGGUGGAGGUCGGUCCGGCCGGAGCUCAGUUCCUGGGUAAGCUACAUCUUCCCAGACAGCCGCCAGCUCUUAAUGAAGGCGAGAGCCUGGUUAGUCCAGUGCUCCAGCUGGGACCCAGAGGAACUAGAUUUGUUGGGCCUGUCAUAGUGGAGAUCCCCCACUUUGGCUCCAUGCGGGGGCAGGAGAGAGAACUUAUUCUCCUGCGAAGCGAGAACGGAGAAACAUGGAAGGAGCAUCUGUACGACUGUAAGACCGAGGACCUGCGUCAGCUCCUCAAUGGGAUGGAUGAAGAACUGGACAACACCGAGGAGCUGCAGAAGAAGAGGAUCUGCCGCAUCAUAACCAAAGACUUCCCCCAGUAUUUCGCCGUGGUGUCUCGGAUUAGGCAGGAAACCCAUCAGAUGGGACCCGAGGGCGGGACGCUCUGCAGCCGGAGUGUCCCAUUGGUUCAGGCCUCCUUUCCGGAGGGGGCAUUAACCAAGAAGAUCAAGGUUGGGCUGCAGGCCCAGCCUGUACCAGAUGAAACCGUGAAAAAAAUCCUUGGUAACCGAGCCACCUUCAGCCCGAUUGUGACGGUGGAGCCCAGAAGGAGGAAGUUCCAUAAACCCAUCACCAUGACGAUCCCUGUCCCGCCCCUCUCAGGAGAGGGGCUUUCCAAUGGAUACAAAGGAGACGGCACUCCCUGCCUGCGCCUUCUCUGCAGCAUCACAGGCGGUACGUCACCGGCACAGUGGGAAGACAUCACGGGCACUACUCCUCUCACCUUCGUCAACGACUGUGUCUCCUUCACGACCAACGUCUCUGCCAGGUUCUGGCUAGCAGACUGCCACCAGAUCCCAGAGACAGUGGGCUUGGCCUCGCAGCUUUACAGGGAGCUGAUCUGCGUGCCCUACAUGGCCAAGUUUGUGGUUUUUGCCAAGAUGAACGACCCAGUGGAGUCCAGGCUGCGGUGCUUCUGUAUGACGGAUGACAAGGUGGACAAGACCUUGGAACAGCAGGAGAACUUUGAGGAGGUGGCCAGGAGCAAAGACAUCGAGGUUCUGGAAGGUCGGCCCAUUUACGUGGAUUGUUAUGGCAACUUGGCCCCUCUGACCAAAAGUGGUCAGCCGUUAGUUUUGAACUUCUAUGCCUUCAAGGAGAACCGGUUGCCCUUCUGCGUCAAGGUUAGAGACCCCAGCCAGGAGCCGUGCGGUCGUCUUAGCUUCCUCAAAGAGUGCAAGAGCACAAAAUGCCUUCCACAAACGGCCGUGUGCAACCUGAACAUUACGCUUCCCGCCACCAGAAAGGAAAUGGAGUCAGAUGCCGAGGAUGAGACUGAAAAGCCCGAGCGACGUCAUACCUUUGCAUCUCUAGCCUUACGUAAGCGCUACAGCUAUCUGGCCGAGCCUGCACUGAAAACAGCAGUUGAGCGAAGCACACCAGCAAGAACACUGCCUGCUGGUCACCCUCACAAACCUGUCUUUCCAACCAGACCUUACCCACCAUGGUCGACUGCUCCUAUUACCAUCCCUGGCCAAGCAAGGCUCAGCGGAGUGGGGGGUUCCGUCACCGCUGCCGAUUCACCGGCAGGCUCAGCAGCUGCUUCUCCACUGAAAUCUCCCUGGCUCUUUUCCCCAUCACCUGCAUGUUCUGCACCUAUUAGAUCCACCAUGGGAUCUCCACUUCAAGCACCUAACCAUUCCUCUCCAGUUAGCGACAUACUGCCCUCGUCCCCCUUGAGGUCUUACAGGACUAUACCAUCACCCAUUAAAACAGUUGUCCAGCAGGGUCAAUAUCCUGUGCAGGCAUCUGCCAGCUUGGUGUCUUCUGGAAGUCCAUCUAAACCUGCCACAGAUCCUGCAUCCAUCAAAAAUCUUUCUUCAGCAUUCACUUCAAGGACCUCCCCAAUUCACUCAAUUGCCAAUGGUUAUGUGUCGGAUAAGUCGUCAUCUAAUGCAGCUCCAGUAUCACCAAAGACCCCAUACAACAUCUACAAUUCUGGUGUGCCUUUUAAGAUGGAUCCAGGAGCACCAAAUCCUGCUUCUUCUAAAAGCAUCUCCAGCCUGUCCUCUUUGAAAACCUCUUCCGAUUCAACCCUCUCUCCACGGGGGGGUAAGUCAUCCCUAUCAUCGCUCUCCUCCACUGGAAGGACCACCAUUGCUUCAUCGGAAUUGUCCAUGAUGAACGGAAAUGCCUCAGUUGUAAAAUAUCCGUCAUCCUCGUCCACGCCCUCUUCACCCUCUUCUCGGCUUCUGUCGGAGAGGAGCUGCAGCCUUCAGGAGAGAAUCCAAGCCACCACGCAGGCAGCCACGUCUGGCAUCAGCGCCGCCAUAAACGAAGCUAUCGACUCAUGCUCUGUGUCGGGUUACGGCACUCUUAAAUCACUGUCUUCCCCUCGAAGAUCUGCCACAGCAAGCUCUGCUUAUGGUUCUCUGAGAUCUGCAGCUGCUUCCCCAGGUCCUGCAGUUUCUUCAAAUACAGUCACGGUCCCUGUUUAUUCAUUGGUCAAUGUCAUGGUAGAGAACCCAGUCAAGCCAGGGCCAGGGUCUCUUAAAAUGGCGUUUCCCGAUUCCCCUCGUGCCUCGCCCUCUUCCUCUGUAUCGUCCUGCGUUACUUCCUCCAAAAUUAAGUCCCAGUUGAAAUCGCCUCCCUUCAUCACUCCCCCCAUUGUCCAUCGUGCCGCAGCUUCCAACCAGGAAAUACUGAAAGAUGUAGCCGACAUGAAAGAGGACCUCAUGAGGAUGACUGCUAUCUUACAGACAGACACGCAGACAGCAGCUAAAACUGUCCAAACAUCUCUCACAAGUACUCCUCAAGAGAGCAAGUUAGAUGAUGAUGAGCCAUAUACUCUGGUGGAGAAAGUCAAAGAAGAUUUAGUGAAAGUCAGUGAGAUCUUACAGAAGAACAUUGUGAGUGAAAGUAAGGCUAAAGAGAGAGUAGUCGAGGAGGAUGGCUGGGAGGAAUUUUCUACAGAUGAAAUUGAGGAAGCCCAACGAAGCGUCCUCUCUCAUGAGGAUGACACACAUCGGCUUAAGCUUCAGUCAAAUAAUAAUCUAGAACUGGCUAAAGUGGUUGACUUUUUAACUAACGACAUUGGCGCUAGCUCUCUCUCCAAAAUGGCAGAAAUGAAAUGUAGGUAUGAGGAGGAGGCAAAACUGGAAGGGGAAGAGAAACAAAAACGUGUCCUCAAACCAUCCAUGACAAUACAGGAGCAUAAGCUAAAAAUGCCUCCCCCAGUCUCAGGAAUGCUCAGAUCUCCAUCAGAGAAGGACCUAAGCAAGCUUGCUGAGUCAUAUCAGGGGGGAGACACUAUUCUUGAAUCACCAGAGGAGCUGUCUCACGAGCAGGACAAGAGUCCUCUGUCUGACAGCGGCUUUGAGACCAGGAGUGAAAAGACACCUUCUGCUCCCCAGAGUGCAGAAAGCACAGAGCCCAAGCCUUUAUUCACGGAUGCUCCCAUCCCCCCAAGUGUCACUGAGAGCAGGUCUGAGGUGGGCCACAUUCAAAGUUACGAGCAGCCUUAUGAUGAGCCGGUUCUCAUUGAAGAGGCUGUGUCUGAUCUUCCUUCAACGAGCUCAACCUCAGCCGUCCAGAUGAAAGUUGCUGAGGAGGACUCGAUGAGCAUGUGUCUAAAAGAGGAAACUCACAUUACUACUAAAACUAGAAUGGUCUAUCACAAGCCUCAGAUCCCUGAUGGUGCUGAGGUGAUUGAGGAAGCCAUGUCAGUUCGAGACAUCAUGAAAGCCUUUCAGUCUGGUAGAGACCCAUCCAAAGAAUUUGCCGGGCUUUUUGAACACAAAGCUAGUCAGGACUCUGUCAAAGGUGAUGAGCUAUCUCCUAGGUUCCUUGACAGAGACAGUAAAUCUAAACCCAAAGUAGAAAGGAUAAUUGAGGUUCAUAUUGAGAAGGGCCACAGCACAGCAGAGCCAACUGAGGUUUUUAUCAGGGAAACUAAGAAACACCCUGAGAUGUAUGUCUACAAAGGGGACAGGAGCUUUAAGGAACUGCUUGAUUAUGAUGAGAACCAACAGGAAGAGGAGGAGCUGAUUGUCGAAGAAUCCUUGCCUCCUUUCCUGGAAACAUCUUGUGUUAACACCCCAGUGUCGCAGGAGGAUGACAGUCGGCCAAGCUCUGCUCAGUUGAUAGCCGAUGAUUCAUACAAAGCCCUAAAACUGCUUAGUCAGCAUUCCAUAGAAUACUGUGAUGAUGAGCUAUCAGAGAUCAGAGGCGAGUCUUACAGGUUUGCUGAGAAAAUGCUCCUCUCAGAGAAACUUGAUGCAGCAUCAACAUGUCACUCAGACACUGAAGAUUCUGCAACGAUGGCUGCCAAAAACCUAACAUCUGAUGACAUAGGUCAGCAGCAUACGAGCCCCAAAAAAGAAUUUUUUCCUAAGUCAUCAAAAGACAGUUCUCCAAAACAAGGAACAUUUUUACACAGAGAUGAACCGCCACAGUUUGAUAAAGUUACAGUGCUCCAUUAUUCAACAGAACAGGGUAGUCCCAAACAUGCUGUUUGGAUGAGAUUUACAGAGGACAAACACGACAGAAGCAGGGACAAGCUCCUCUAUGAGGACCGGGUAGACCAAUCUGUGAAGGAAGCGGAAGAAAAGCUUUGUGAGGUUUCCCAAUUCUUCCGUGACAAAACAGAAAAGCUCAACGAUGAGCUUCAGUCACCUGAGAAAAAGCCUAUCAGACGAGAACUAAAAGAACCAAGGUCUUGGCCCACCUCAGCUUGCAGCAGUCCUCAGAAAACACAGCAGACAACUAAGUCAGGCGAGGAAGGAGUCUAUGAAAGCAAACUCAGGGAGCCGUCUGUUGGUAGAACAUUUGGCAGCGUUCUACCAACGGAAAAGAAAACCUCUAGCUUGCCAAGCAGUCCUCAGAAAAGUGAUGCAAUUAAACAACAAAAAAAGAUCAGUGAAUCUGAACCCUCUUCUCCUGCCCACAUAACAUCAACAUCCAGAGUCAGCUCCGUGAGGAUGAAGUUUGAAUCUGAGUCGCAGAGAAAAGGUCAGUCCAGUCCAACCAAAAUCCCCCCUCCAAUUCAGCCAAAACCUUCAAUUAAGACAUUACAGGAGAGCAAACUCCCCGUUUACCAAUUUUUUGCUGACAGAAAAGCGUCUAAAGUGACUGAAACUUCACAAGAGGACAUCUCCAAAAGUAGUCAUGAUGAUAAAUGUGACAAACCUGAUUUGGUGUCACUUCAGUCCCCAAAACACUGUGGCGAUAUGUUGGUGAACAGAAAUAUCCCAAAGCUCUCACUGCAGAAACAAAGUAGUGUGGUUGAGCCUGAGAAAGGCACCAGUAAAGUCAAAGAUGCUCAUUCUGUCGUCACUCAAGCAAUUAAGGCUGGCAGUAAUGCUCCUGAAAAAGAAAGAGAUGUUAACAAAUAUCAAGUCGCAAAGAAUGUCUCAGCUGAGCUUUCAAGUAAAGAUAGCGAAGAAAUGACAAAUAAAAAUGUCAGAAAAAAGUCUGACUCUCACAUUCCUGUAAGAACGCCCUCCAGUUUUAACGAUAAUGACCUCCCAAAGAAACCUGCAGUAACCAAACCCUCACAGAUUCCCACACUAUCUAAAAGUAAAAGCCUUGAGAAAACUUCAGCAAAAACUCGCGAAAAUGUAACUUUUGAGAUUCUUGAUAACGCUCCUAAAGAUUCCAACUCCAAUAAUUUAGUCAGUUCGAGAGACAUUCUGGAGGUCAUUACCCCUCCAACUGCUGCAGCAACCAAAGAGAAUUUUAAAGGCAUGAAAACGUUGCCUGUUUAUGUCAGCCUCCAGGUGGGCCGUCAGGCUGAGCGGGAAACCAAAGGGGCGCUGCAGGCCGUCAAACAGAACUCUGUGCUUCCCAUAAGCCCAGAUGACGACACGCUAGAGCAGAUCUCUUUCAUAGAUAGCUCAGGGAAAAGCCCCCUUACCCCUGAGACCCCCAGCUCUGAGGAGGUCAGUUAUGACCUCACCUCCAGGACCCCUGAUGGCUUCAUGGGAUUACUGACAGGUCAACCCAGCCCCAUCAUGGAGGUAUCUGAGGAAUUAGAAGAAGAUGACCAAAACAAAGACAUUUUCUCUUUUAAAGACGCCCCAAGUGAAAGCAAAACUCAAGCGGACCUUGCUAAUGCUAAUAUGCUAGAAAAUAAAAUGACUGAUAACUAUCAAAGAUUUGAAAAUACUUCCAAUCUGCAAGAAAACACAAUUAACGGCUAUGACGAAAAAGCAGGGCAGGACGUCUCAAAAGACAAAGGGGUGGCAUACAUUGAAUUCCCCCCUCCGCCUCCUUUGGAUCUCUCAGAAACAUCCGAUCCAGACAGGAAAGGUUCUUGUGCUUCAUCAGAAACUGAGACAGAAAUGAUGGAAGUGAAUUUACAGGAGGAACACGACAAGAGGCUCCUGACUGAGCCAAUAAUACGUAUUCAGCCUCCUUCACCAGUGUCCCCAGAUGAAGAGGAUAGUCUGUCGAAUGGUGAAGACGAUGAUGAAGGGUCAAUCUUUCACCCAAUCCCCAGUAAAAAAUUCACCUUCAAUGCUCCCAGGGAGGAUGAGGAACAAAAGAGGAGGGAGAAAUUAAAAAAACAUGACAAGAAUGGAAACAACAAAGAACUUGCGAAUGGAACCAGUGGUUUUAACGGUUCCAAUGGUUCUAAUGGCAAGGGAGAGGACUAUGAGUAUGAGCAAAACGGAAAUGACCAGUCUAUAACGGACUGUUCCCUCGCCACAACAGCUGAAUUUUCCCAUGAUACUGAUGCAACAGAGAUAGACUCCUUGGAUGGAUAUGAUCUCCAAGACGAGGACGAUGGUAUGUACGAACAAGCUGAUUUAAAGUCGCUCGGAACCCUAGAUAGUCGGCGAGACGUCUGGGCGCCUGACACGUUUCGAUCCCUGGAGCGUUCUUUUCCUCAGACUAAACUUGAAGUUAUUGAAGAGGAGAAAACCCCAGAGGAGUGUCAGAAGGACCAUAAAGACUUUCCUUCAGAUGGUGAAAAACCUAAUGAUGGUCUUGAAAUGAACCAUCAGAAACCCUCAGAUAAAGAGGGUUUUUCAGAUACUUACUUUAGUUAUAAGUUAGAAGAGGAGUUCAAUUCUCCGUUUAAGACUGUCGCCACUAAAGGCCUGGACUUUGACCCCUGGCCCAGUAAAGGCACUGAAGACGACGUCGUCGACAUGGAAGAAACGCAGGGAAGCAACGGCGAGCCCAAGCCUUUCGGGCUGGCAGUCGACGACCAGUCUCAGGCCACCACGCCAGACACCACACCGGCCCGAACGCCAACAGACGAUAGCACGCCAACGAGCGAGCCAAACCCCUUCCCAUUCCACGAGGGAAAGAUGUUUGAGAUGACGCGCAGUGGUGCAAUUGACAUGAGCAAGAGGGACAUGGUGGAGGAGAGGCUCCAGUUUUUUCAGAUUGGCCCCCAGAGUCCCUGCGAGAGGACGGACCUUCGCAUGGCCAUAGUCGCAGACCACCUCGGACUCAGCUGGACUGAGCUGGCCCGGGAGCUGGACUUCUCCGUGGAGGAGAUCAACCUGAUCAGGGUGGAGAACCCAAACUCCUUGACGGCACAGAGCUUCAUGCUGCUAAAGAGAUGGGUGCACAGGGACGGUAAAAACGCCACAACGGACACUUUAACAGCGGUGCUGAAUAAGAUCAAUCGCUUGGAUAUUGUGACUUUGCUGGAAGGGCCCAUAUUUGACUACGGUAACAUUUCAGGCACGCGCUGCUUUGCCGAUGAUAACGCAGUAUUCCCGGAACAGUCCGAUGGAUACCACAAUGUAGAUCUGGAGCUGCAAACCCCCUCUGACCUGAAGUACGCGCCCCCGACCCCGCUGCGCUCCGACGACUUUUUCAGUGAGGGCGAAGCCCCCCUAGAUACCCCUAGCCAGGCCGCCACCCUCACCAGGCCUAGCGACCUCUCCCUCGCCCAGACCACAGGCGGGACCCGCGGAGAGCCCCCACUGGUGCGGGUGGAGGAUACCAGCCUGACGUCCGGCGAGAGCGGCGUGUCUCGCGAGUGGCCCGACAACGACAGACGGGCGGCGAAGCAGCGAGGGACCAAGAUUGAGUUUGAGGGGGCUUACGCCUCGGGUCGCGACCAGAAGCCGGAGCGGGAGGCUGCCAACGGAAGGAUGGAGGAAGAGGAGGAGGAGGAGAUGACCCAGGAGAGGUUGCAGAGUCUCCUGGAGGACAUCAAGCUGGAGGAGGAAGGCUUGGAGGAGGAUGAGGAGAUGACGGAAGAGAAGGUGCACGCCAUCCUUCAGCAAGUGCGACAGGCAGAAAAAGACUUGUCUUCGCUUACAGGCUGGAGAGGGGACGCCGCCAUCAUGCAGACCGCCGCCUCGGAGGAGGGCAGCCCCGACAGUCUGGCCGAUUCGCUGGAGCAGCCGCCGGCGCGCAGCGGCAAAGAUGGCGGAGGUGGCGCCGACGCCGCCGGGGAGGAGUCGGGCAAGAGGAGGGGAGCCGAGGAGGGAGGAGGCGACAGGUCGGGCCACAGAGUCCAGUGGGCACAAAAUGUCAUUGAUGACGAGGAUGAUGAUGAGGAGGAGGAAGAGGAGGAGGAGGAGGCGGUGGAGUCCAGCUCUGAGGAGGAGACCACCGUCACCACCAGGGUGUUUCGCAGGCGGCUCAUACUCAAGGGGGAGGAGGCCCGGAACGUUCCCGGAGAGUCUGUGACAGAGGAGCAGUUCACUGACGAGGAUGGGAAUCUGGUCACACGAAAAGUGAUCAGAAAAGUGGUGCGUCGUGUGGUGGGCGGCUCAGAGCCAAACAAAAAAGACGCUGAUGCUGAUGAAGGCGGUGCCGCCGUUGCCGUAGCGACGGGUGGUGCCACAGGAGGGGGGAAGGGCAAGAGGCGGGGCAAGCGUGCCCACCAGGGCCCCAAGGCGGAAAAGCCCGGAAAGCCGGGGAAUGGCAACAGCAGCAACAAACCGGGGAGGAGGAGUCACUCGUAACGGCACAACUCCCGACGCAAGCUGAUCCGCUGACGUGCGGAAAAUGGCCGGCGUGAAUCAUCGGUGCGCAUGGUUUUUACAGCAAGACAAAAUUUUCAUUUGGCAUGAGCAUGCCCACCACCAGAAGACACUUUCAGGACGGUCGGGAACAAGAAAACAACAACGGAGACCCACGGACCACACCCACUCACCUUUGAUGGAUGUCAUGUGACCAAAAGGUUACAAACAACAACGACAGACAGACGAGCGAGACGCCUUACUUGGUCCGUUUUCUCCUGCCGAGCCCACAGAGCCGGGCUGUACCAUGUGGUUCUUUUUUAAAAAAAAGAAAAAAAAAGAGUGAUUUAGUUGUGUGUGAAACAAUCAGGCGCUUCACAAGGUGUUUAUGCACUGAUGGGAGUUGGAAGCUCUGCACUCGCCAUGCUCUUCCCAACAUCAGACUGAUGUUUUCGACUGCAUGUGGCGCCACUUUGAUUUCAGCUUUCUUUUUCCCGCCAAAUCCAAAGCACUGGAACUCUUGGACAGAGGACGCCACGCUCCUUCCUUCACAAUAACUAGCACAUCUUUGCAAAGAUAAGAAGAAAUCUAAGAAUAACAACGCAAAGCUUCAUUGCUGUGCUUCUAGAACAACCUCUCAUUUCAGCUCAUUGUCGUUUCCCAAACGGGAAUGUUUUUACUCAUUUGGAUUGUUUUUAUUUCAUUAAAAAGAGAACAGAGAAUCUAAUUUUUACCUGUAUACUCCAAAUGGAAGACUUUUUACUGCUACUUAACACUGUUAAAAAUCAGAUUUUCUGUUCCUGUGUGAACCUUUUUAUUUGUUUUUUGGGGGUUAUUUUGCAUUCUUAUGAAGCCUCUUUAACCUUCCUUGAUGAUGAAUCUGGUACCAACAUGUAUGACACAACCAACAUAGCCUACACUGGAUGAUCCAUGACCUUAUUUAAACAGAAAAAAAAUAAAUGUUUAAACUGAA
This is a messenger RNA of Dunckerocampus dactyliophorus (ringed pipefish), 14137 nucleotides long. Its product is annotated as ankyrin-3-like. The record is from RefSeq and is a predicted model, not a curated record. NCBI's taxonomy places the organism in Eukaryota, Metazoa, Chordata, Actinopteri, Syngnathiformes, Syngnathidae. Bases 1000 to 13167 code for a protein of 4055 amino acids. The transcript has 50 exons. Gene Ontology annotation, biological process: signal transduction. Gene Ontology annotation, molecular function: protein binding.